Etheostoma cragini (Arkansas darter) is the source of this 1568-nucleotide messenger RNA. RefSeq lists its product as uncharacterized. The coding region runs from base 164 to 1261 and encodes 365 amino acids. NCBI's taxonomy places the organism in Eukaryota, Metazoa, Chordata, Actinopteri, Perciformes, Percidae. The record is from RefSeq and is a predicted model, not a curated record. The transcript has 9 exons.
AUAGUGGGGAUUGGUUUGGGUUAGGGUAUGAGUACCAGGGUAAACCAAACAGAGGCAGAAUAAGACGGGCUACGAGGAACGUCCUUUGACGUCAAUAAAGAGUGGAGUAGAUCCGAUCUAGCAUCUCCCCCAACACAGGCUUGUGCUUCCUGAUCCUGUUUAUAUGCCAAAUGUGAAACUAAAGUUCUAUCAACUGGAGGUGCAGAAAGCAAAAGGUCGCAGGAAUGUAAGCUCAGGGUCCAACAGGCUGCUGCACAAGGAAAUGGAAGAGAUAAGUCCUUUGUUGGGUAACCAGAUUUCUGGGCAACCACAUGAGGACCCAGACCUUCUGUCGCCAAACCUAAGGCCGAGACACCAGGAACUGAUCCCGACACCAUGUGGACCGAUAAAGCCAUGGUCGGAGCUGUCAUGUCUGCUCAAGCUCUACUUCUGCUUCACCAUAGCGUCUCUUCUGGCGCUGCUCGGCCUCACCCUGUUCAGCAUCUACAAGCAGCACAUGGACACAGAUAUAUACGAUGUGGACAACUUCACUGUGUCUCUCAUCCAGUUGGUUGGAAUCUUGUUCUGCAUCUACUACAUCAGUCGGGGUGUGAUGCAGGAGAACAGACAGGAGCUGGUGGUGUUUGUGCUCAGCGUGUUGGGGGUGAUGAUUCGAUCUGUGGUCAACUUCUCUGUGCUGGGGUCAAAGAGCAAGCAGGAGCUACUGGUUCGCUUCGUGUGCAUUAUGUGUCUUGGCGUGAUCCAUGUCUUCUGCACCACGCUGCUCAUCCAGAAGCCCAACAUGAUGGCAUUCCGUGUGGGCGGGGCCUUGGAGAGCCUCCAGGAGCAAUACUUUCUGCUCAACCUGUGUUUCUCCAUGGUGACCUUUGAUCUUCAGGCUCAGUUGUGUCUGUGUAUCGUGAUCACAACGUCGGACUUGGCUAUGUCUGCUCCCAAUAGCCCACCCAUCAUCCUGGGCGUCGGAGUGGUGUGGGCCUGCCUGACCGCCACAGUUGGGGCGGUUGCAGUUUUAAAGGAAGCCAAGAACUUAGUUUGGGUCUUCAUGAUGCUGAAUCUUCUUCAACUAGCCUUCUUUGUUUAUCUGGUUUACACGGUAGUGUUGAAAUGGUUCGAGGACAGCACGUACACCCUGGAGGCCGCUGCCAUCACCGGAGCUUUGAUUUCACUGGUGAUUAAAGUGGUUUUAUUCUGGGGCCUCAUCAGACUGGUGCACAGCUUCGGCCAAGGCCUGAGGGAGAGGAUGUUUGCACCCAGCAAGUGAUACACUUGUUCCAGUGGGCAUGGACCAAGGACAAAGCUGCAUGCUGUGGGCCUAACAAAGCUGCUCACUGUGAAGUUAAUAUUUCUUUUCAACAUCAACUACACCUAUCAGUCAUCUGACUUCCUAAUUUUUGCUUUAAGUGCUUUAUAAUGUAUUGGUUUUUAUUCAAACUAACACUCCUUUGUCAGUGUGUCUAUUUCCAGGAUGUAAAGCAUCACAACUGAAAUUACAUCAAAUGCCUUUUGUAGGUUGAAUUCAUGAUGGUUUUUAAUUUGUUUCCUUUUUAAGUGGCCAACAUCCUCCAUUU